AUGGGCCGCAGCGAGGAGCUCAGUGACUUCCAGCGGGGGACGGUGGUCGGCUGUCACCUGUGUCAGAAGUCCGUGCGGGAGAUCUCGGCCCUGCUGAAGCUGCCUCGCUCCACCGUGAGCUCCGUAAUCCUCAAAUGGAAGCGUGACGGCAUCACCACGGCUCUGCCCCGCAGCGGCCGCCCGCACAAGCUCCAGGAGCAGCAGCGCCAGGUGCUGGAGCGGGUGGCGCUGGAGAAGGGUCUGCCCUCCGUGGAGGCUCUCACCGCCGAGUUCCAGAGCGCGUCCGGGGCCAGCGUGAGCUCCAGGACCGUGCGCAGGGAGCUCCGGGAGAUGGGCUUCCGAGGGAGGGUGUCCACGUACACGGCUAAAGGAGGGGAAAAGAAGCAGACACUCCUCAGCCAAGAGGACGCCCAGGUGGACGUGUCCCGUCUCGACUUGCGUGUUGGACGUGUCCUCACAGCGCUGCAGCCUUCAGAGACGGAGAGUGUGUGUGUGAAGCAGGUCGACGUGGGAGAGGCUGCUCCCAGGACAGUGGUCAGCGAACUGGCUCAGCACAUACCAGUGGAUCAGAUGCAGAACCGCAUGGCCAUCCUGCUCUGUAACCUGAGGCCAGCCGAGAUGGGGGGGGUGGUGUCCCAGGCGAUGGUCAUGUGCGCCUGCUCGCCCGACAAGGUCGAACUCCUUGAUCCUCCGAGUGGAGCAGCACCAGGAGACAGAGUGACUUUCCAGGGCUUCCCAGGUGAACCAGAUAAGGAGUUGGAUCCCAAAGAGAACGUGUGGGAGCGGAUUCAAGCGGACCUUCGCACGGAUGCCCAGUGUGUUGCUGCGUACAGAGGAGCGGCUUUCAGAGUCCUCGGCAAGGGAGUUUGCAAAUCCCAAACCAUGAGUGAUAGUGAAAUCAAGUAAACUGUCAGCGCUGCUUGAAAAUCGCUGCGUUCAAAUUCCUGCAAUGAAAAAGACGUGGAAAGACUUCCCCAAGGACAGGAGGCGCCGUAGCACCAUAUUAACACCCACGGUUUUGGACUGACAUGUCCAACAACCACAUAGGGGUUGUAUUUGAGUGUCCACAUGCUUUUAUUGUGAAAGCCCAGGAAAAGUAGGGUGACGCUUAAAUCGCCCUCAGGGGAGGACAGAUAUGAACUUUGCUGUAAUUCUUUUUCUUAUUAUGAAAACCUGCAGUUUUGAAUUUGACCAAGGGAGGGCGCUGCAGCAGCAAUGAUCAUGUGCAGUAUGUGUGUGGAGACAGGAGAUGAUGCAGUACACAUGAGAAGAUGCAGUACACUUGAGUAGAUGCAGUACACAGCACACAGUCAUAUCCAAGAUGGUCAAAAGACCAAGGGGAAUUCUUCAGAAGAACCCCAUCGAGGUGGGAAAGUGUUUUUCCCAUGAGACCACAGUGGUGAUUUCCACUGAUAUUCAGAUGAAACUCAUCGGUGCAGUCCCAUUAGAAACAAGGAGACCUUCAACAGUUUUAUUUUCUAUUUAUGGUCAAGAAAAGAGCUCAGAAGUCCCUAGUUUAAAAUGUCAGCUCUUUGUUCUUUCACGGAGGUUGUGUGGGUUUUUCACAGUAUGAGUCUGACACUGACACAUGAUGUAAGUGUAUCGGUACAAACAGCCUGUUCCAUUCAGAAGGACUUGUUUCUGUCUGAUCAGUGUUAUAACGGAGAUCUCCUCAUUGUUUCUGAUUUUUGUUCAACUGAAGUUUGGAAACUGGAGAGGUGGGACUUCCGAAAUGGAUGUGAAAGUGGAAGUUUAUUGACAAAAGAAACUUCUGUAUCUAUCCUGCUAUUUCAAACUCUGCUCUUAAGUCAGUGAAAGUCAUGUGCUACUUCAUGUAACAUGUUUCUGUUUGUUUAGCCUCUGUCAUGAUCACUAAUGAUCAGAGAUGUUUCAAAACUGACAUUAGCAUCGAUAAUGUCUCCGAUACUGACGAAGAUGCCAGGUCGGGAUACAGCGAUAAUGUGAAUCUAUGAACCGAUCCUAUACCAUAUGAUUAAAGGGUAUUCGUUUCAUCCAGAUAAAACUGAA
Pleuronectes platessa (European plaice) is the source of this 2028-nucleotide messenger RNA. Its product is annotated as aminoacyl tRNA synthase complex-interacting multifunctional protein 1. Gene Ontology annotation, molecular function: tRNA binding. NCBI's taxonomy places the organism in Eukaryota, Metazoa, Chordata, Actinopteri, Pleuronectiformes, Pleuronectidae. The transcript has 4 exons. The record is from RefSeq and is a predicted model, not a curated record. The coding region runs from base 1 to 906 and encodes 301 amino acids.